CCCGUGGUAGUAAAGCUCUCAGGAGGGUAACACAACAUUACACUGCGCACUGGCAAGGCUGGAUUUGACGUAUUAUUGUUAUUAAACCACCAUUUGACCGUGACCAGUCCCCGUCGGAGGAGGAAAAUGGUCACAAUGGACGAACUUUGUGGAAUGGAUUGCAGCGUUUUGAAGAGGUUGAUGAAGGACGACAGUGCGAAAUGUCUGCUUUUGGACUGCAGGUCGUUUCUGGCGUUCAGCGCCGGUCACCUCCGCGGUGCUGUAAAUAUUAGAUGCAACACAAUAGUUCGGAGGCGAGCGAAAGGCUCCGUGAGUCUGGACCAGAUUCUGUCCGGUGAUGAUGAAGCGAGAGCCCGUCUGAAAUCAGGGCUGUACUCCGCCGUGAUCUUGUACGAUGAGCGGACCUCUGAUACAAACACCAUGAAAGACGACAGCACGAUCACCCUGGUGCAUAACGCUUUGUGUAGGGACACGUUUAGGACAGAUGUAUAUCUGCUGAAAGGAGGCUACGACAGAUUUUCCACACAGUAUCCCGAUUACUGUUUGAAAACCAAAACACUGGCGGUGUCCAGCCCUCAGUCCAGUGUGGAGAGCAGCUGCACCUCCUGCGGAACUCCACAGCAUGACCAGGGUGGCCCUGUGGAAAUCCUCCCCUUUUUGUUUCUUGGCAGUGCCCUCCAUGCAUCUAAAAAGGACAUGCUGGAUCGUAUGGGCAUUUCUGCUCUAUUGAAUGUAUCUUCAAAUUGUCCAAACCAUUUUGAAGGGGAUUACCAGUAUAAGUCUAUCCCAGUGGAAGACAACCAUAAGGAGGACAUCAGCUCUUGGUUCAUCGAAGCCAUUGAAUUUAUAGACUCCGUCAAGGAUUCCAACGGUCGUGUUCUGGUGCAUUGUCAGGCUGGCAUCUCACGCUCGGCCACUAUCUGCCUGGCGUACCUGAUGAAGAAGAAGCGUGUGCGUCUGGAAGAGGCCUUCGAGUUUGUUAAACAGCGUCGCAGUAUCAUCUCCCCCAACUUCAGCUUCAUGGGUCAGCUGCUACAGUUCGAAUCUCAGGUGCUGGCCACUUCCUGUUCUGUAGAGGCCGCCAGCCCUUCGGCCACUCUCGGCCCCAAGUCUUCCUCCACCCCCUCAUCGCCCUUCAUCUUCAGCUUCCCCGUGUCAGUAGUGAUGCACAGCCAGUCCAGCAGCCUCACCUACCUUCAGAGUCCCAUCACAACCUCACCAAGCUGCUGAUACAGCGCAAGACUGAAAAAAAAUUGCUCACAAACACCAGAAAGGGUGAAUUUUUCAGACGUUCUUCAAUCAUUUGGUCAUUCUAGCUUAGCUGCACCCCUUUUUUUUAUGACUUCACUGGUGACCCAUCCUCAUCUAACUCGCCCUGCAGUCUCCACCGCACAUUAUUAUCAGAAGAAUAAAUCAUAAUAUCCUGUGGGGACAUUUCAUCUCCUUCAUUUCCUGUGCUUCACUUCCAAAGACUUCGUGAUUGGCCGGCGGGGCUUGUGGGAAUGAAGAACAGGAGGUCCUUCGACCCUGACAAGUUCUUCACACUGCGUCUGGACUUCCCAUUUAUCACUUCCUCUCCCUGGCCUUCCUGAAUUCUUUUGAUAGAGACGAUUGUGGCAUGACCUUUGGAAGGAAGUGUCUUUCAUCAAGCAUCUGUCAGUGCCUUGUACAAAGAAGGUACACAGACACUUUCACAAGACGCUCACGUCACCGUUGUUUCAGACUGAUCGAGAACAAGACGUUCACAGCAUUUCACUCUGCAAUACAGAUCCGUUCCUGUCACAGAUCAGAGCAAUAACUUGAUUCCCCUUCCUUCCAGUCAACACCAAAGCACUGUAUGUUCUUAUAUAGUGUGAAAUUUAUCUGAAAAAUUUGGUUUUAUUUGGUAGUUUCUACUGAAGAGAGAUUUAUGAUUGAUUUCUGCUGUAUGCCUUACCAACAAUGACUUCCGCACGGAAUGUUCUCAUUAAUAGACUAUUUAACAAAUAGAGUAGGAUAAAUCUGGGUUGUAGGCCUACACUGAACCUUUUUACACUGGAAGUUAGGAAUGGGACAAUUGGGAAGCCACUUUCCUAUGAGUCGAUUUGUUUUUUAAUAUUCCCCUUUGUAAAGCUCUGCGAGGGAAACAUGCCUUGAAGAGUCCCUGUAGCAGCUGGUUUGUUCAUGUGUGUGGGGACCUGCUUCUUUUUUAUGAGAUUGUGGGCACCUUUUAUAGCACUGUAAGCGAUGCACAAUUGAUUUGAGUUUUGUUUUGCACCUCGCCGGAAUUGAAGUUGUAACCGGGCAGCGUUUCCCACUUUUUUUUUUUUGGCAUAUUAAGUGAUAUGUUUGUCUGUCAAACACUGAGAUGAAUGCAAUACUUUUUACUGUACUUGUGAGAUGUUAUUGUCUGACGUGACGACUAAUGGCAAUAUCAUACUGAGGGAUUAAAUUUUUUUAACUCUACCCUGUUCUGUUGUAUUAUAUGUGCAUUUUAUUUAUCUCACGGUUGUCAUUAAAUAAAAACCAUGUUCUUUAA
This is a messenger RNA of Carassius gibelio (silver crucian carp), 2518 nucleotides long. Its product is annotated as dual specificity protein phosphatase 4-like. The record is from RefSeq and is a predicted model, not a curated record. The coding region runs from base 127 to 1230 and encodes 367 amino acids. The transcript has 4 exons. Gene Ontology annotation, cellular component: cytoplasm; nucleus. Gene Ontology annotation, biological process: negative regulation of MAPK cascade; protein dephosphorylation; endoderm formation. NCBI's taxonomy places the organism in Eukaryota, Metazoa, Chordata, Actinopteri, Cypriniformes, Cyprinidae. Gene Ontology annotation, molecular function: protein tyrosine/threonine phosphatase activity; MAP kinase tyrosine/serine/threonine phosphatase activity.